Messenger RNA from Anopheles coluzzii, 11202 nucleotides. It is a transcript of the gene Piezo, whose product is annotated as piezo-type mechanosensitive ion channel component. The record is from RefSeq and is a predicted model, not a curated record. The coding region runs from base 986 to 10384 and encodes 3132 amino acids. NCBI's taxonomy places the organism in Eukaryota, Metazoa, Arthropoda, Insecta, Diptera, Culicidae. The transcript has 33 exons.
CGCGGCAUCUCCGUGGCCAUUGUGUGUUGCCAACUUCCGUCCGGUACGGUCGUGAUCGUCAGCUGCUCUUGUGCGUGCCCGGCGUACGUGCGUGUGUGUGCGUGUGUACGCACUGUUUGUGGUGUGGUCGAUCGUACGCCGCCAUUCGCUGUGUAAAGGGGAGGAUGCAACUGUGCCGGGGCGGAACGUCGAUCGACACCCGUCCGCCCGCGCCCGUUCAGUGAAGGAAAGCGGCUAAAACCGCCUGGCACAACUGAUCGGUGCAAAAAGUGUGUCUGUGUUCGUGUGUGAGUGGAACAAAACCAGUGUUCUGCACCGGAUUACGACGACGACGGCGGCUAAGCAGCUCGUGCAAGAGUUAGUUUGAGUGAAAAUUAGCAAAAAAAAAAGAAUUAUCAAAAAAGAAGAGAAAACAUAGUUGCCUUAGAAACGGAAGAUUUUUCCAACGUGUACCAGCCAGUUAGUGUGAUUGUAUGUGGGCGUAGUAGUAGCCCUUGGAUGCCAACCAAGCAGCAACCUCAGUAUGCCAAAUGUUGUGUUUUUUCCACCCCGGAGCAGUAUCGUUCAAACAAAGUAAAAGUGUUUUUUGAGAUGAAUUUUUCGUGAAGCCUGUGUUUGUACCAAAGCGGUGGAAAAAGCAGCGUGAAGAGAAUUACGUGAUAGAAUUGUUUGAAAAGAGUUGCGAAUUUUUGUCUGUGGGAAAGUGAAACGAUCGCCAUAACACAAACCGCACGCAGUUCCGGUGCAGUCGUCGGUCGUCCAGCUGCUUCCCGGAUGGAUCCAUCAGCUAGCGGAAGCAGUUAGUAGCGUUGAAGCUUCGGGACACAUACCUCAACACCGUUCCAGUGCAUCAUCAUCAUCACAUGACCAUCACAGUAAAGAAGCCAGCUGAAUGAGUGCGUACAGUUGAUAGAAGGGGUAAACACCUUGCGACACACCUUCCCUCUCGGAUAUACCGCAACCGGAAUCUUCCAACUCGUCCAGAAUGGCGAACUACUUCCUGUGCCUUGUUGUUCAACGGUUGGUUCUGCCGCUCAUUCUCGCAACAUGCGUGCUGAUGAGACCGGUAGGACUGGCCAUUCCAUAUUUGAUAUGCCUAUUAGUAAUACCGUACGUGCCUGUUGCCAACAAGAAAACUAUCCAGGGACCAACUGGACUUUUUAUGAGGCUACUAAUACUGUUUGUCGUGCUCGACCUGGCGGCUGUGAUCGUGUUCCAGCUGAUACUGAUCUCCUUCCCGGGCAGCUCGGUCGAAUCGUGCAGUCUGGGCGAGAUCAUACUGCGCCACAUUGGGCUGGUGUCGUUCAAUGGGCUCGGUGUCUGGAUGGUGGUGUACUGGUUGGCCCCGGAAGCUAUCCUGCUGGUCGGUGCAGUGACCGUGCACAUCGUCCUGCGGAAGCUGACGGGCGUGAUAGUGCCGAGGCGGAGGCGACGGAGGAGGGGUGCCGACGGUAACACGGCCGAAGAUGACACCGAGCAGGGCGCUGACGCGGAAGGAGAAGGACCAGCGGCUGAGGCCGAGGAGAGCGAACUGCAGACGAGCCUGAUCAGCCCGGAACGGUUGCCCUUCUUCACCACGCUGGGCGUACUGCUGUCGAUGUGUAUGCUGUGCGUGGUCGGCAUCAUACAACCGUCCGCGAUUAGUGGCGUGUACUUUGUGGUGUUUCUCGGUGCUGCCUCCUGGUGGGGAUGCUACAAGAAGCUAGAUAGAGCGUUUGGAAUAGUUUUAAAAAUCGUGCUAGUAGUGCUAGUCAUACACAUCGUGCUGCUGCUAGCCUACCAGAACCCCUGGCCCCAGGAGGUGCUGUACUUUAACGAUACGGCGGCGCGCGUACUCGCCCUGAAGCCGAUCCUGAACUCGUCCUGCAAUCUGGCGAACGGGACCGACAUCCGGGACGUGCACUUCAACUCGGAUCUCGACACGGACGUGUAUCUGAAUCCGAUCUUCCUGCUGCUCUGCUACUACACGCUAACGAUGACCUCAUCGUUGCUGUUACGAACAAGAAGCGAUACUACAAAGGAUAGAAAACGGUUGGAUCUGUCCAGUCAGCUCGAGAACGGCAUUAGGCUGCAAAAUCAGAUCUCCUUCCGCAUGCAGCGCAAGAACAUUCUGCGCAAAACGCUCACCAGCGAUCGGUGGCGCGGUGCCGCCCGGAAGGUGAAACUGAUGCGCCGCGGAACGCAUAGAAUUCGAGAUGCGUCGGCGAACGAUGGCAAAGAUUGUGCUCAAACCGAUCAAAUAGCGUUAGAAAGCUUAGAAACGAAUAAAACCAUUUCAGAAGAGGAGGAACCUUCGAGCUUCUUCGAGCAGGCGCUGCUGGCCAUACGGAAUGUGGCUUCCUAUAUUUAUAAGAAUAGUUACAUCUUUACCAAUGUCAUAAUGAUGGUUUGGAGCAUCAUGUACCAUAGUUGGUUAACGUUUGUGCUGCUGCUGUGGGCUAACCUGAUCUGGAUCUUACCGAACCAUCGGAAGAACAUGCUGAACUCCAGCCCGUUCCUGGUAAUAUACGCGGAAGUGCUACUGAUCGCUCAGUUUCUUUACGGGAUGAACCUAACCGAAGCAGAGCUUCCAACGGUCGUAGAGGGUUCCGGGAUCAAUCUGGAGCAACUAGGGUUUGUACGACGCACCGAGUAUCCGAUCGUGCCACUCCUCGUAAAGUCACUCUUUACCACGAUGUUCUGGAUCUCGCUGCGCCAGCUGAUCCAGGAGAAGCAGACGGAGCGUCGCGAAUCGAUGAUCGCCAAUAUGGCGGCUCCGCUGCAGCUACCGGUUGGGGCAGCGACGACCGCUGCCACAGGGCCACCGUCCGCGACGGAACGACUGCCCGAGAAGAAGUCGUCCGCGAUCGUCGAUCGAAUGGCGAAAUUUUUCCGCUCCUUCAUGAUCAAAUUUUGGAUCUGGGUAGUUGCCCUAACACUCUUCCUGUCCGCCAUCAUUGGCAACCGGAUGACCGUGUUCCGGAUCGUGUACAUGGUGCUGUUCCUGUGCUUUUUACUUUCCUUCCAGUUUUCAUUCAGUGUGUGGCGGAGAGUAAUGUUUACGUUCUGGAUUACCGUCAUCCUGUACUCGAUGGCCAUCUUGAUCUUGGUGUAUCUGCAUCAGUUCGAGCAGUUUCCGCGGUAUUGGGCGGCUAUAGGCAUAUCAAAAGAGUUGCAAGAAGAUAUAGGAUUGGAAAUAUUUAAAACGGGUCAACUAUUCCUACACUUGGUUAACCCAACGUUAGUCGUCAUCAUUACCGUCAUUCAGCUGCACUAUUGUCACGACAGGUUUUUGAUCAUUAGCGAAAUCCCAUCCAUCCAAACCGAAACAGAACAGUCGGACGAGGAAGACAAGCAAGAACCCGUGGCGCCUGCCACCGAUGGACCCGCUUACGGUACGUUUACGAACGCCGAUAAUGGAGCGAUAAUGGACUCGACAGAAGCUGUUCCAUCUGCUACCGACACGACCGUGGGACAGAAAGCCGAUGCUCAACCCGCUCGGGAGAAGCUCCCGCUCGAAGAGGAUGACGAUGAUGAGGAACAAAUCGAGAAGAUUGAAGAUUUUCGCUUCCGGAAGCUAUCCAGACAGGAGAUUACCGGGUUCGCCCGAAAAGCCUGGAAGAUGGCACUCGAUCUGUUGGAGCUAACGUGGCUGUUCUUCGAAAUUCACUUGCUUAAGAUCGUGCUGAUCGUGGCGUUCUCGCUGAGCGUCAACUCGGUCAACUUCCUGCACCUGCUGUACGUGGUGCUUUCCGUGUUCACGGUAAAGGCCCACACGUCCGGCAAGGAUUCGCUCACGUACAUCUACCAGAUCCGCAUAACGCGCAUCAUGUCGCUGUUUUCCGCCAUAAUGCUCAUCAUCACCAUGAUCUAUCAGGUGAAGUACAUCAAGGAGGGCGACUUCCAGAGCGAAUGUCCCAACAUUGACGCGAACACCACGCUGAUGGACAUGAACAAUGCUAAGUGGAUAGGGAUGCGCAAAACGGGCUCGGGCGAAACGCUGUCCGAUCUGUUGCGCCCGUACCUGGUGUACAUUCUGCUAGUGACCGUGCAUCAGGUGAUCAUUCUGCGCCAAACGAUACACCGCAUGCGGCUGGGACGUUCGCCCAAGACGCCGUCGCUAAUGUUCCCGAACAUCGUGCGGGCCGACGCGGACAAGGAUAUACCGCGCAUGAUCAAGUACCUGUUUAACUACGGGUACUACAAGUUCGGCAUUGAGAUAUCGCUCGUCGCGCUGAUCGUGGUGGUGGGCAACCGGAUGGACGUGCUGUCCAUUUUCUACGCCAUCUGGCUGGCGGUCAUGUUUCACAUGACGCGCGACGGCCUGCAGCGGCUGUGGAGAUGGCUGACGUGGUUCAUCGUGGCCGUCAUCCCGAUCCAGUACGUGCUGUUCGUGGGGCUGCCACCGUUCGCGUGCGUCAACUAUCCGUGGUUCGUGCCGCAGCUGGACCACUUCCGCAUCUGGGCGAUGCUGCCGGAAAAUUCGUACGAGUUCCGCAGCUUCGCCAACAAGAUGGUGUCGGACUUUGUGCUGCUAAUGUUUCUGUGCCGGCAGACGGUGGUGUUUCGGUUGGAGCGGGAGCCACCGCGCCGAUUUGGCGGCGGUAGCAAUCAGUCGGUGCUGGGCGAUUUCCAAAAGCUGGACGAGGGCAACUUCCAGAACCCAACGCCGGACUUCAUCACGAAGGUGCGCAACUGGUUGGAUAUGCUGAAGCGGACGCUGUUUCUGGUGUCGUUCUGGUUCACGCUGGCGGUAGUGUUUCUGUCCGGAUCGAGCCGGGUGAACCUGUUUUCGAUCGGUUACCUUAUCGGGGCGUUCUUUUUCCUCUGGCAAGGGACGGACUUUUAUCUCCAUUCGAUCGAGUAUAUCUUGAAGCGAUGGAACAUUCUCAUAUGCUACAAUGUGUUCGUCAUCGGUGCCAAAGCGUUUCUGCAGCUGUUCGGCUGUCUGUUCCUGGAGCAGCUGGUUAACAACAACUGCUGGGUAAUGCAACUGUUCGGUAUGAACUGUCUGUCCUCAGCACUUCCACCCCUCCCACCCGGUACGGUAGAUCCGGGCGAGCAGUGCAACAUACCACCUGCUUCCGAUGCCGGACUGUUCUGGGACGGGAUGUGUUUCGCCUUUCUACUGCUGCAGCGGCGCCUCUUCUCAAGCCAUUACUUCUGUCACAUCAUCAACGAAUCGAAAGCGAGCAAAUACUUGGCAUCGAGGGGUGCCGAGCUCAUCGAGGAGUUGCGUAUCAAGGAAAGUGCCCAGGAGGCGGAACGCGAACGGCAAAUACUGGAGAAGAUCAAAGCCAAGAUGGAUCGCAUCAAAGCGACGCAGCAGAAAAUACUGGAGGCAGUGCAGGACCCGGCUACGCAUGCCAUAGGCUACCACACGCCGAUAGAGGACGAGCUGGCAGCAAACUCUAUGUUCAUCGAGGGCGAGGGUCUGUCGGACAUGCCGUCGGACAAUGGUGGACUGACGGUUGGGCGAGGCUCGUACCAAACGCAGAUACCCUCGCCAAGCUCCGCGCUGAUGACAGUGUCGCUGGAUGCUUAUCUGGACCCGCAGCGAAUGUCCUUCGACUCACCGAACGAUUUGAUGGCGCGUGUGUGCAGCCCCGACGAUACGUUCCCCGUCUUUUCGCCGCCACCGUUUGAAAAGGAUCCGAGGGAGCCUUUAAGCUCGGCAGCAGCACCGUACGUGGCCACCACUACCGCGAACACCCUUAUGCCACCGCCAAAAACGGCCCUGCAGACGCGUCAGCAUCGUCGACAGUCGAGCUUGAAUGCUGUCUCGUGGCCAGCGAACAAUGAGCUUACUGUCAGCCCGAAGGCGCAACAUCGAGCCGUGCCAAGUGGCAACAUCAACAUCCCAACAGAAGACCCAACAACCGAACAGCAACCUUCCCAAUCACCGCGUUCGCCUCGCUCACCUCGAUCGGCUACGUUCGCGCCGAAUCAACCGCGCCAUCGGCGCCUGUCAAGCAUGGGAUCCGGGUCCGGCCUGCCGGACGAGCUGACCGCUGGCGGCGACGCAAUCGGGGCACGCCGUCGCUCGAGCUUCCUGGUGUCGCUGUUCGUGGACGAGGACAAUACUACGCGGUACGACGAGGUCACGACGACCGCGAACGGUGGCCCCACCUCUCGGCGACGGUCGCGCUCGCGCAGCUACUGGGGCCCGGUCGGCGAGGCCGGUCUGCGGGACUCGAUCCGCUCGGCCCGGUCGCGGUCGCCCGUCUCGCACCACGAGUAUACAGUCGACCAUAGGUCGAGCUUGAAGCGCAAAAUAUCGGAACACAGGCCAACGGCCAUUCGAUCCGGUGAUUAUUACAUGUUUGAGGAUGUGGAGCAAGAGUUCGAGCUGGAUCUGAUGGAACCGCACGAGUACGACGAUGAGUUGGACGAAAGAUCCCAGAAAGAUCAACGGCUGCGGCGAAGACUAACGCUCGGAAGGUUGGCCGCCCAACUGCGCAAGCAAAGGCAGCAGGAAGUGUACGAGCUUGCGUACGGCAAGCGCGAUGCUAACGAACCCGAUGAUGACGAUGAUGACGACGACACUAAUGCGGCGGUCGAUCAGCCUCUUACGCUAGCGUCCAGCGAUCUGCCGGCGGAGGAGGAUCCGGCCCAGCCACCGGCACUGCGGCGACGGCGCCUCUCGUCACCGGUCGUACUGAGGCGCGACCAUCCGACGCACACUGACCAUCGCGGCACAGACGACCGAACGGCUGCACUGGAACGGUCCGCUCUUUCCGAACCUUUACCACCAAUAGAGGCACAGUAUCCACCACCACCACCACAACCACUACCAACACUACCACAGACUGCUCAUUCAGGUACUCGGCUACGCAAGCCUACUGCUCUGGAUGCUCCGGAUGCUCAAACGGCCGGCCCAAGCAAGGAACUGCACGCCCAACACUCAAUAACGGACGAGGAGGUACGCCUGCUAAGCGACGAGGAGGAUGAGGUGGAAGGCCGCAAGGAGGCAGACGUCGCCGAGGAGAAGAAGAGCAAGUUUUCCCUGUCCGGACUGGCGCUAAUACCGGCCUUCUUGGCGGGUGUCGUCGGUUCGGUGACGCUAAGGUUACACCGUGCGUCACGCAACUAUCGGUACGUGAUGCGCGUGCUGACCCGUGAAAAGCAGGUGCUGAAGGAGACGCCCGGCUUUGGUGUUGGGGUGCGUGAUAAGGACGGCGUGUGGACGCACUACAUCUCGCGAUCGGGCAGUAGUACCUCACCCAAGCCCGAAGAAUCGCCUCCACCGUCCGGCGGCACGGUACGGUCGGGCGGUUCUAGUAUCGACGGCGGCGGUAGUCUGUCGUCCCGUACCGGAUCACUCGCCUCGCUCAGUAGACAAUUGCACAGUAGUAACAUUAACGACAACACCGACUACGAGCGGGACUAUGCGGAAGCGGAACAGCCGGCAUCGGCCGUGCCUUCAUCGCCGGCCGUAACGUUCACGGUGUCGGAGGUGCAGCCCGACACGGCGACGGAAAGCGACGCGAAAGCUAACACGAUACGCGAUCUGCAGGUGUACACUGGUGCAGAGCGGCAGCCGGUGGAUGAUGGACUGCAUACAGUGAGUGGAUUGGGAGCAGCUCUAGCAAUGAUCAGUCGUAAAGAUCCACUCAGGGAAGAAAUCGAAUCGUAUUACCAACACCGUAGGCGCAGUACUAGCUUACUACCCGAGAUACUCAUCUCGGCCCCGUCGGCCGAACGCGGUCUGGACGAGGAUGGGAUACCGUACCGCUACUAUUCCAAUGAUACACUGGACAGCAAAACCGACGGCAGCUCAACCGAAGCCGUCAAGCGUACGCUGGACGAGGUGAGCUCCGAAGAGGACUUCUCAUCGCGCAAACAUUCCGUGCUGUUCGAGCUGUUCCAGGCGGCCUGGUACGCGAUCAUGUCGCACACCGACUUCAUUUGCUACUUUGUAGUAUUCCUGAACCAGGUUAACUCAGCCAGCCUGCUGUCACUACCACUUCCCCUGCUGGUAACGCUCUGGGGUACGCUGACCUUCCCCCGGCCGGCACAAACCUUCUGGACGAUGCUGAUCGCCUACACGCAGAUGGUCGUGCUGGUGAAGUGUAUCGGGCAGUUUGAGAUGUUCUGGUGGAACCAAACGCCGAUCCCUUCGAACCAACCGUUCCAUGUGGCGCGGCUGUUCGGUAUCGAGCGCAAGGAUGGCUACGCAACGUACGAUCUGAUCCUGCUGCUGAUGCUGUACUGCCAUCGGUUCAUUCUAAAGUCGCUGGGGCUGUGGAAAUCGGACCCAACGGAAGAGCCGGCCCUGUCCGAGGGGCUGUACCAGGUCGAUCCGAACGACGAACGUGCCAAGGCUCUGAUGGCUUUGGCAGAGGAAAAUGAGAAGAAGCGUGAAACGUUGGAAAUACGUCCACCGGAAGAGUUGACUGGACUGUCGAUGGUGAAGAUCAACGAAAAGGCGGGCACGAUCGUCGAGGAACCGAUUGGAGAGGAAUCAAACGUGCUCUGCGUAUCGAUACACCCAGAGCCGACCAAGAAGUACUUCCCGCAGAUAGCGAAGGAAGCAUUCCUGCGCUACUCGGCCGCCCUGAAGGCGUUCUUCGUGCAGCUGCUCGAUCGACAGUCGCGCAAAACGACCGACGUGUACGGGUACAUGUUUUUGUGCGAUUUCAUCAACUUCUUCGUCAUUCUGUUCGGCUUUUCGUCCUUCGGGACACAAGACGGCGAUGGUGGCGUACUGUCGUACUUUGAGGAAAACCGCGUGCCCGUCACCUUCCUGCUGAUGCUGAUCAUACAGUUCUUCCUGAUCGUGGUCGACCGGGCACUGUAUCUGCGCAAAAACAUUCAAGGGAAAAUCAUCUUCCAGUUCAUACUGAUCAUCGGGCUGCACGUGUGGAUGUUCUUCGUGCUGCCCGCGACGACCGAGCGCAACUUUAAUGCGACCACGCCGCCCGUCCUGUACUACAUGAUCAAGUGUUUCUAUCUGCUGUUUUCGGCGUACCAGAUACGGUGCGGCUAUCCGGCCCGCAUUUUGGGCAACUUCCUUACGAAGGGCUUCACGAUGGCUAACUUCUCCGGGUUCAAGCUGUUUAUGACGGUACCGUUCCUGUUCGAGCUGCGCACGCUGAUGGACUGGAUCUGGACGGACACGUCGAUGACACUGUUCGAUUGGCUCAAGAUGGAGGACAUCUUUUCGAACGUGUAUCAGCUGAAGUGUAUGCGGCAGCUGGAGGAAGAUUUGCCGGCACCGCGCGGCCAGAAGAAGGGCGCAAUGGUGAAGUAUCUGAUGGGGGGUGGCAUGAUGUUGGGCAUAAUAUUUCUCAUUUGGUUCCCGCUGGCCCUGUUUGCGUUUAGCAAUGCGGUCGGUCAGCCGAACAUUCCGCACGACGUGUCGGUGGAGCUGCGCAUCGGGACGUACGAGCCGGUGUAUGCGAUGAGUGCACAGAACAAUAGCAUUUAUGGUCUCACGCCAAACAAUUGGUCCAACUUUACGGCGCCUUUCAUGGAGCGAUCGGCCCAAACGUUCCUCUCAAACUAUGAACCGGCCGACGUGGCGGCUGUUCAGCUCGGCAUAAGCUCCGCGUCGAUCUGGAACAUUUCCCCGCCCGAUCGGAACCGGUUGCUGUACGAUCUGAUCAACAACGUGACGCUAACGUGCCGCUUCCGGUACACGAUCAGCCGGAUGACCAACUCGAAGGAAAACCCGGGCGUCAUCUCCGAGGAGCGCACCUACCAGCUGUACGACGGGCCGGCCCGGCAGGCGCUCAUCAAUUCGCUCAGCCGCACGAAACCGGACGAAAUGGCGGUGCUGAUGAACAUUAUGCCCAAGUUUCUGCGCGUCCAAAAUAGUGGCUCGAUUCGGCCCGUUCAUCAGCUGGUCAAAACGGCUGACGGCGAUGAGGACGAAGAGAACUAUCGCAACAUGCAGCUACGGCAGCUGUACAUGGACGAAACGUCCAACACGAGCUGGUGGCAAGCGAUGGAGGACUGUACGGACACGCUGUACGAGAAGUACUUUUCCCGGCUGCCGUAUGCUGACUGCACCAAUUUUCUGGUGAUUUACAUGUUCAACGACAAGAUAUUCCCCAGCACCAUCAGCUCGAUUGCGGCGGGCGGCAUUAUCGGCAUCUACUCGACGAUGAUACUGGUGUUCUCGCGCAUGCUGCGCACGAGCAUCUUUUCCGGUGCGAGCUCCAAAAUCAUGUUCGAGGAUCUGCCGUACGUCGACCGGGUGCUGCAGCUCUGUCUCGACAUCUAUCUCGUGCGCGAAUCGUCCGAGUUUACGCUGGAGGAGGAUCUGUUUGCCAAGCUGCUGUUCCUGUAUCGGUCGCCCGAGACGAUGAUCAAGUGGACGCGGCCAAAGAAUGAGGGCGGCGGCGACGACGAAACGGACACGAUGACCGAUCAGCCCGAAACGCACCCGAAGCAGGAGUAGGGGGAUGCACGGUGGUUGAUGAUAUUUUGUUGUUUUUUUUGUGAUACAAAGCGAACUUACUGCUACUGUUAGGGCGUGACGUGUGCGACACGUGGUCCGUGGUAUAAGGUGUUUUGAAGUUGGAUACUUUUAUUGGUCGUUGUUAGGUUAUUGGUACGAAGAGCUGCACACAACUGCAUACAAAACAAGCAAUAAACAGUUGAAGAGAGGUAGGCAUGAGAGUGCAUUACGACAGUGGAUUUAAAGUGGACGAGAAGACAGCAGACAAUCGACAGCCGGCAGCGUGGUUUAGUUUAAUGCGGCAAGAAAUUGUAAACGCAGCAAAGAAAGUGGCACAGUUAAUGUGUGUUACCUGUACAUAGAAGACAUCAAAAUGGCGCCAAACAUUACGAAACGAAACGUUUACAUUUACAAUUAUGCUAGAAUUUAAUUCGCAAUGCUAGUCGAACGCGUAGCCUCAUUUCCCCAUGUUAAUGUGGGGUCAGAAAGAGAGAGGGAGAGAGAGAGAGAUUCACACGUGCAUUAUUAUCGUAAUUUAUAUUCGCUUAUCAAUCCCCACUCCUAUUUGUAUUCGAAACGGUUUUUUGCAUACAUCAGAAACGAUCAUCACGGUCGCUGUGGGGCUUUGCCGUUGCUUCCAGUGACCACCUUCCCCCCCUCCCGGCGAACCAUCCCUCUCGAAUUUGUUGUUUCACAUCUCCUUCCUGCAGCAGCAUUUCAUCUCAUUUUCUAGUGCGUAAUUCAAUCGAAAUUUGUAACAUUUAAAAAUAAAGCGGAAAACCCAUGCCGGAACUGGAACUUUUCCGGGUGAAGUUGAA